AUGCAUCUCUCCCCGCCUCUUCUUCGUCUACUUCCUUCCCUCUCCUCCAAACUCCCCAAAGAUCAUCCUCUCUAUCACCACCUCGUCGUACCCCGCAAAAAUCGCUUAGAUCCGUACGAACUCCAGUUAACGAUCAUGGCGUCCAAGAAAGGGGUGCACAACUCGGCGGUGGUGAGGAAUCGAUGUCGGAGGAGGUUCAAAGAGGCUGUUAGGUUGGUCGUGACGAGGGAAGCUCAAGGCGGAAAAGGGGGGGAGGGGCAAGUCGUAGAGGUCGACGAAGGGGGUGUUAAAGGGCCGAGGAGGUGGUUGAUACCUGGUCAGUUUUUUUCGGUGGGACCAGAUCGGAGGUGUUCCAACGCCCGUAUUACUGAUUAUGGCUCAAGCAGGGUACACCUACAUCGUCAACCUAACAUUGGAAGUAUACAAACAACCUCUUUCAACCAUGGUCAACGAAAUCAGGCAAGGGUUUCUACAGGUCAAGGUGAGUAGCUGAUUCACAGUGGGGAACCGGAAUAAGAGUUUGCGGAAUCUCUUCCGAGGCUCACACCUGCGCUUCUUGGACCGUUCAAUGCACCAGUCCAAAACGAAUGAGACGACCUAUCGGAAUUUGAUUGAUUCGAUAGAGGUACCGGAGGAAGAAGAGGCCGCUGAUUCGCAGUGA
Molecule: messenger RNA, 661 nt
Organism: Microbotryum saponariae
Lineage: Eukaryota; Fungi; Basidiomycota; Microbotryomycetes; Microbotryales; Microbotryaceae
Source: the annotation of a GenBank genome assembly